CGCUAGAGCGAGGAGAGGGGGGAGGAAGAAGAGGAGGAGGAGGAGGAGGAGGCGCGCGAGGGGGCCCCCGCCGGACUGGCAGCGUGGAUGAAAGUUUGGUCCGAAUUCCGCGCCGGGGACUCCAAUCGUCAUGUUAAGAUAAAGCAGAAAGGCACAGUGCUGAACAUGCUAAAGAGAUUAGACAAAAUAAGGUUCAGAGGUCACAAGAGAGAUGAGUUCCUUGAUUUAGCAGAGUCUCCCAAUGCUUCAGACACUGAAUGCGGAGAUGAAAUCCCUAUGAAAAUACCUCGUACGUCAGGCAAAGAAAAUGAUGAGCUGAGAGACCCUGCUGGUCCUGGGACCAUCAAUAUGGCUUCAGGAGUCCUGGAUUAUAACAGAACAGAGUCUGAUAGAUUAAAUGAGAUCAAAGGCCAUCUGGAAAUUGCCUUGCUGGAAAAACACUUCCUACAGGAAGAGCUCAGGAAGCUGAGAGAAGAAACAAAUGCUGAAACAUUGAAACAAGAGCUAGAAAAAGAACGUCUGAGAAGGAUAGAACUGGAACAAAAAGUCAAUGAAAUACUUAAAACAAGAACAGAAGAAUCACCUCCCACUCCGCAGCCUCCCAAAGCACAGUCACAAGCCAAUGGAACAGAUAAACGCAGCCACAUGGUGUGUUCAAGAGUUCAGAAGUGGGUUUAUGACAAAUUUGGGGAAUACAUUGAAGACUUCAGAUUUCAGCCUGAAGAGAACACAGUUGAAACAGAAGAGCCACUUAGUGCACGAAGGCUUACAGAAAAUAUGAGGAGAUUAAAGAGAGGUGCCAAACCUGUUACAAAUUUUGUGAAGAAUCUUUCUGCCUUAUCAGACUGGUAUUCUGUCUACACUUCUGCUAUUGCCUUUAUUAUCUACAUGAAUGCUGUAUGGCAUGGCUGGGCCAUUCCUAUGUUUUUAUUUUUAGCAAUUUUGAGGUUAUCCCUAAAUUACCUCAUAGCCAGAGGAUGGAGAAUACAGUGGAGCAUUGUGCCUGAAGUUUCUGAGCCCAUUGAACCUCCAAAGGAAGACCUAACAGUAUCAGAAAAGUUCCAGCUUGUUCUGGAUGUGGCACAAAAAGCACAGAAUUUGUUUGGCAAAAUGUCAGACAUACUGGAAAAAAUUAAAAACUUAUUUAUGUGGGUCCAGCCUGAAGUAACGCAAAAGCUGUACAUAGCUCUGUGGGCGGCUUUUAUUGCAUCCUGCUGUAUUCCAUACAGGAUCAUAGGGCUAUCAAUGGGACUUUAUGCAGGAAUCAAAUUUUUUCUUAUUGAUUUUGUCUUCAAACGAUGCCCGAGGCUACGAGCAAAGUAUGAUACUCCUUAUAUCAUAUGGCUAAACCUGCCCACGGAUCCUCAGCUCAAAGAGAGGGCUAAUGCAACAGUAUCAAGACGGCUUCAAACAGCAGCAUCACGAAGUUGUGUAGGCUCAAGUGCCCCGACGGGAGUAAGCAGAGAUGAAGACAGCACCCGUUUUCAUACCACUAAAAGAGGCAACUUCCAUGAAGUAUUUAAUCUAUCAGAAAACGAGCGUCCUUUGGCAGUCUGUGAAAAUGGCUGGCGCUGCUGCUUGAUUAACAGGGACAGGAAGAUGCCCACAGACUACAUUAGAAAUGGAGUGCUCUACGUGACAGAAAAUUAUCUGUGCUUUGAGAGUUCCAAAUCCGGUUCUUCUAAAAGAAAUAAAGUGAUAAAAUUAACAGAGAUAACAGAUAUCCAAAAGUACAAAGUGCUGUCUGUUCUACCAGGAUCUGGGAUGGGUAUUGCGGUAUCCACACCUUCUACACAGAAACCUUUAGUGUUUGGUGCCAUGGUACACAGAGACGAAGCUUUUGAGACCAUAUUCAAUCAGUAUAUGAAGAUAACCUCUGCAGCAUCCACCAGUGAAAGCUAGUAUAUCACCAUUGCUGAUUCUCCUGGGAAGACUUCAUUAAUUUUACUCACUCGGUAGUGAAUAAAAGGUGGAACACCCUUCAUCAAUUCUGCAAUAAUUUUCUUCGUCGCGUUUUGUCUUAUGUUACAGAAGUGUAUUUUAUAUAUGCCUUCCACGUUUUUGUUUUCUAAAGCUUUUUGUAAAAAACAAAAGAAAAGAAAAAAAGAAAAUGACAGUGAAAGUGCUAUCAUCACUAUUAGCCUUGCACAUUAAGCACUUUUAAUGUUUAUUUACUGACAUUAAAAAGCUUAGGAAAAUACUUGGCAAAACGGGCUUGGGGAUAGACCAAGGAAGCUGUCUUGUCCUACCUGAAAUCCCAGGGUAUGACAGUAUAUUCUCUUUCUCUUCUGCUACGGGUUCUGUACAUAGUUCUAAUGCACAAGUCAACUUGAUUUCAGUGGCAUAUCUGUAUAUGUAACUGGGUGCGAGAGAGCAGCCUGACCGGCAAAACAAGUGAUCAACAACAUGCUGUGGAGAGGUCCUUAUUCUACUAAUUGAGAUCCUAAGUAGUUUUAACUGAAAGUAUGAAUCCAAGUAGUCGUUCUUAAAGCAAACUAUCUUGCUAAUUUCUGUAGCUUCAAAUAAUAUCUGUAUUGGAGAUUAUAGUGAGAAAGAAAUACUGUUCCUCACAGUGGGAAUUUCCUGAUCUCUCAUUUUUCAUCUCCUUUUGUAACACAAUAAGUGAUGCUGCUUGUUUUCAAGAGAUUUUUAAGUUUUUUUUAAAAAAUUGUGUACCUUCACUUCAAGGAAUUAUUUUCCACACAUCCUACAGUGGCAUUGUGCUGCCUUCACAGUUUUGUUGAAAGCAUUUUUCCCUUCAACAUGUUUAAUAUACUGGGGGCAGUUUUUAAAGUUAUGGAAAUGUGUUUUUUUUAGAGUAAAACAGGGCUGGAGAACACGCUAACCUUUCAGAUGUUGUUACAUGGAAGCUCUCAGGGGCACCAGCCGGCUUGGCCAACUAUGAGAUAACAAUGGGAAUAAUAGUUCUUCAACAUCUGGAGAGCCAGUUGUUUCUCACCUUUGUCAUAAUAGAGCACAUGAGAGUACUGUUCUGCUUAUCAAAUUCACAACACAAUGUUUUCAAUCAUCUCUUUCUGUGUUCUUAAAGUACAUUUUUGUUCUGCAAAUAUUCAUUGACUAAUUUGUUAGUGGUGGUUAUUUUUGCUUCUUUCAGGCUUUAUCUCUGUAACACGCCUUGCUGAUGGAAGGCUUGAAUCAAGAAAGUAUACUCACAAAGUUUCAGAUGCUGACCAUUUUAUAGACACAUGUACUACCAGUGCACUGUGCAAUCUUUAAAGAGCAGAAAGGAUGGCAGAAGUAACAAGGUCAGCCCCGCCAUUAGAUAGAGGGAAAGAAGCACCUUAGGGCAGCAGUAACUUCGAUUGUGGUUGGGACAGUCAGCACAUAGAAUAUCGGGUUUGGGGCAUUAUCUUUGCAUCAGGCAGUAAAACAGCUUGGGUUGGCCCUGAAGAGUAAACAGUAUUUGUAAUACUAUGGAAGUAUUAACCCCAUCUAAAAAUGCCAAUUUUCCUCUUUAGAUUGCCACCUCAGACCUUUCUCUGGUGUGUGCUUAUAGCCAUUUGGUUAUAAGGGUUAAAAAUAUGAUUGGAGACACACUGAAAGGAGUAAUUCUAUUGAAAGGUUAUACUUGAAGUGGGGGAUAGGUGACAGCAGAACACCCAUUAUCACCCCUGGUUCUUUCUGUGUUCCCAGUUGCUCUGCUCCAAAAGGCAGAUCCCUUGCUUACAAAUUGUUUGUAGGGCCUCUGUUACAUUAGUUUUGCAUAUAACCUGUAGUCAGCUGCUCUAAUAACCUCAUCAGCAGGAUAAGUGUUAACAGGAAAGUGGACUUCUGUGAACUUCAGUUUGUGUUGAGGGCAAAAGACUCCUUUCCUCACGUGUUUUGUGUUUUACAAGGAACCGUGAAUAAAUCUGAGAGAAGAGUAGUUGGGGAAAUAUUUUGCAUACAGUAGUCUUCUGUAUUAGGACCCCCUCUCCCAGCAAAGGGCUGAGUGCCCUUGAAAUUCUCUUUUGAACCAGAAUCCCCUGGAAGUCUUUAUUAGAAGGUUCACCAACAUCCCACAACCUAACAGAAAAUAUUAGAUACCAAGGUAGUAAGCUUAUGAAACCAGUUCAGCUUCUUGUGGUUUUAACUGGGACUUGCAUAAACGUAGGAGCAGAAGAAUGUAUAAACAUCCGAAGAUGCUGAAGGAAGAAGGGCCUGUGUAACAGAAAUAGAGCGUCUUUCUCCAUAAGGAUUUUGUUGAGCAUAAACAUAGAAUAACUGAUAGAUAAAUAAGCAUUACAUUAGCUUAAUGUUCUUUCUAGUCUAAAUCUAAGUCAUAGGCCAAGAACCAUGGGUAUAUAACCAACUCUGGCACGAGAGGGACUUCCCCCCCUUCUCUCUGUUUGAGCCCUCAGCAUUGUGUAAAAAAAUCUGCUCCAAAGCUUUCCUAGCCCUUAUUGCACAAUUUUAGGAUGCGUAGGGACUUGCAAGGAAGGGGAGCUGAAGUGGAAACAGUGAUAUCCUGUGGAAGUACACUGCUAGAUUGUUCCCCCCAGGUACACUUGAGUUUGUCUUUUUUAAAAAAAUUCCAUGAGUGUUCACGAGAUUCUCAUUUUUAGGAGGGGGGGAACCCAGGUAUUUUUUACAUGGUAAGUUCUUUUUCUUAUUAUUGUAUUAUUCUCAAAUGUGAUUUUUACCUUCACUCUGAUCAUGAAAACACGGGCUCUGGUGGAAAAUCGGGUGACAGCAUUUAAUACCUCCUUCCCCUAACUAGCCGACUGAAGUAUUGUUCUAGAAUGUGGUUCCUUAAAAUCCUCUCUGCUUAUGGUAUGAGGACAGUGCCACAAGGAGUGGCCACUUGCAUUUUUCAGAGUGACAGCGUAGUCAUACAAUUCAAGGAUGAGUGAUGGUCUUUAAUUUGCCUCUUCCUGCUCUUAUAUUACAAACAGAGGUUUGUCCAAACCCAUCUGCACGUCUAAACAAUGCAAACCUGAUGGUUGAGGCAGUAAAUCUCUUGCAAACUACAAUGCAAUGAAUGUUCGUUCCGAUACCUAGUGAAUGAACUGGACUUUUAAAGAGAGCAAAUGUGUAAUGAGGCAGACAUGCACAUAUAUAUUUUUUGCAAAGUUCAGCUUUACAUUAUGCAAAGAACUGCUAUAAAACGAACAACCAUGUUGUGUAAUACAUCAUUUUUCACAAUGCUGUAGGAUAACUUUGCUGUGUUUGAGUACCUUAAUACUUUUCCUUUCCUGUAUCCUGAAAUGCUGAUCACGUAUCAGCCUGUUCUAUAUUCAUGGACCCACUUCUAGGUUUAUUCUGAAUCCAUCUCCUGACAUGGCAUUUGCAGUACAGCCUACUGAACUGAAGUUCUGUAGUGCUACUUAAUGUGAAGUGUUAUUUUUCUGCAGAAUUUUUAAAAUACAAUUUUCCAUAAAUUUGCUGUGUUAUCCCGAUUUAGUCUGUGGCUUCUUGGUGAUUCUUUGUGUUUAAUUGGGUAACUUUUUUUUAACACAGUGGUCAAGUUUGAGAACCUUUCUUAGUGAAAAGGAAGAUGAAAACUGACCACUUCCUUAUGUUCCUGUCUUCAGUUGCUAGCAACAGAGGUCUUGAUACCUGUAACUGCACUGUUAGCUCUGUGGGGCAAGAUUUGACCCUAGAUGACUUGCGUAACACCAUCGCACAAAAAUCCACAAAACCAAUUCGCGAGCUCGAUAAACCAAGGGAGGACGCUGCGGAGAAGCAGGAGCAUAAACAUUGUGAACACUUUAAAUUAAAAAAACCCUGGUAGUUUAUAAUGAAAGAUGUACAUUUUUGGCAGAUGUUUUAUUUCUGCUACUAAUCAUUAAAUAGGAUGUGAAAUAA
Molecule: messenger RNA, 5808 nt
Organism: Pogona vitticeps (central bearded dragon)
Lineage: Eukaryota; Metazoa; Chordata; Lepidosauria; Squamata; Agamidae
Gene: GRAMD4
Product: GRAM domain containing 4
Biological process (GO): apoptotic process; negative regulation of toll-like receptor 9 signaling pathway
Source: RefSeq, a predicted model, not a curated record